This is a messenger RNA of Mucor velutinosus, 723 nucleotides long. RefSeq lists its product as uncharacterized. NCBI's taxonomy places the organism in Eukaryota, Fungi, Mucoromycota, Mucoromycetes, Mucorales, Mucoraceae. The coding region runs from base 1 to 723 and encodes 240 amino acids. Gene Ontology annotation, biological process: vesicle fusion; Golgi vesicle transport; intracellular protein transport. The transcript has 6 exons. The record is from RefSeq and is a predicted model, not a curated record. Gene Ontology annotation, molecular function: SNARE binding; SNAP receptor activity. Gene Ontology annotation, cellular component: membrane; SNARE complex; endomembrane system.
AUGGAACAAGACCCUUUUCUUAUCGUUAAAAGCCAAGUGGAAGAAUCUCUUGUUAAUGCAAACAAUCUUUUCGAAUCAUGGAAACGUAUUCAACAAACAGUGUCUUCACCCAAAAACCAAGAGCUACUAUGGACAGCAGACGAACUGAACUCGGCUUUAGAAGCUAUUGAACAAGAUAUAGAAGACUUGGAGGAAGCUCUACAAGCAGCACAACAAAAUCCUCAACAAUUUAACCUAACAGCAAAAGAUAUGAAUGCUCGCAAGAAAUUUUUGAGCACUUCUCGUAACAAUAUUCAAGUGAUUCGCAAUACAUUAGCAAACCCACCUAGCAAAAAGCAAUACUCUCCAUCGAAUAAUCAGUCACCCAAUGGUGGUAGCUCUUACCAAACAGCACGGCAAAACGAUAAUAGCAUAUUUAUUGAAAACGAACAGCAACAACAAAUGAUGAUUAUGCAAGAUCAAGAUCAACAUUUGGAUGCGAUGGGAGGCACAUUGGUUAAUUUGAAGGAAAUUGCAGGCACAAUGAACAGAGAGAUUGAUGACCAAGUUAUUUUAUUGGAUGAUUUGGGAGAUCAUGUAGAUCGUUCAGAAGGAAAGCUAAAGAACGCAAUGCGCAGAGUCACCGACAUUUUGAAGAAGGAAGAAGAGUCGAAAUCUGGCUAUUGUAUAUGUUGCCUUAUCAUUGUGCUGAUCAUAUUGCUGGCGCUUGUGAUAAUCAUGUAG